AUGAACUGGUUCACCUGUGACAGGUGUGGUGUAUCAGGGGCCCUUGCUGCCCUGCUCUUCUACCUGGCGGCAUGGUGUGCAGUUGCAGAAAAGAUUUUUCAUCAGCGAAAUCACUCCGACAUCCAGGAUCUGCCAGCACGACAAGCGAAGGUAAUCCUGGAGCCCCAAUCUGCAGAGGACUUCCUAAAAAAAUAUGGCUACAUAAAUCCUGUUAAUUGGGAAGAGAUGGCUUCUGCUACAUCCACUGUUGCUGAAUACUCAGACCCAGCCCCUAAAGAUGUGUCUGCACUGAUUUCUGAAGGGCAGUUCCAGUCUAGGUUUGGGAAGGAUAUGGAUGAGGACCCUUCACUCAGCCCAGAGUAUAUUUACUCCUUAAAGAGUUUUCAACAAGCCAAUGGCAUUCCUAUUACCGGAAUUCUAGAUGAAGCCACCAAGGAGGCCAUGAACAAACCCCGCUGUGGUGUCCCCGAUCUGAAAGUUGACUCCAACAGCAUAGUGAAUGGCAAUGAAGACCCUAAAACUGAGACCACUGCCAUCCCAGAAACUGACUCAGGUGGACUUAAACGUUCCAAAAGAUUUCUUGACAGGAUGGUGGAGCACACCAGGACAAAAAGGGGCAAUCUGGACGUGUUGGGCUCCAGCAGUAAUGGCAACCUAGUCUUCAGCAAGGCAAAGCUGAAAUGGCGUCUCUUGAGUGAGGGAUACAGCUUACAGUUGAGCAUCAGUCAACAAAGGAGCGUACUUAGCACUGCCUUUCGCAUUUGGAGUGAAGUUAUACCACUGCAGUUUGAGGAAGACAAUACAUCCCCCUAUUCUGACAUUGACAUCAAGCUUGGAUUUGGCACUGGAAGACACCUGGGUUGUUCCCAGCUCUUUGAUGGAUCUGGACUGGAAUUUGCUCAUGCUUGGUACCAAGGCGACAUCCAUUUUGAUGAUGAUGAUCAUUUUGUUGGGACCAACAGUGACCAGGGCAUUAGCCUGUUAAAGGUGGCAGUGCAUGAAAUUGGCACACCAGUGCAACAUGCUUUGGGCUUGCCACACAACUACCGCACUGAGUCUAUAAUGCAGCCCAAUUACAUUCCACAAAACAAUAAUGCAGAACUGAACAAACAAGACAGGAAGGACAUCCAGGCCCUGUAUGGUGUCUGUGAAGGCCCUUUCAGCACUGUCUUUGACUGGAUCAAAAGAGACAAGACUCCAACUGGUGACAUAGUUUACCGUUUCAACACAUACUUCUUCAGAUCCAGCUGGUACUGGAUGUAUGAGAAUAAAAAUAACAGGACCCGGUAUGGAGAUCCCAUCCCCAUCACCAGUGGCUGGAAGGGAAUUCCCAGUGCCGAUAUUGAUGCAUUUGUGCACGUUUGGACUUGGAAUAAAGAUGCCCAGUAUUUUUUUAAAGGUACACAGUACUGGCGCUAUGACCCUGACAAUGAUAUGACAUUUACUGAAGAUGCACAAGGAAAUCAGUACCCCAAGCUGAUUGUGGAUGGCUUUCCAGGAGUACCCACUCCAAUAGAUGCUGCAUUCUUUGACAAGCGAGAUCGCAAUAUCUACUUUUUCCGAGGAUCUGAUGUUACUGCAUUUAAUGUGGACACAAAUCAGAAGGUUUAUGGAUACCCCAAAGCCAUGACUGAUGUCUUCCCAGCGACAACAUCUGGUGACCACCCAGUCAAGAGUCUGGAUGCUGUUUACUUUUCCUAUACAACUAACUCCAUCUAUUUUAUAAAAGAUAAGUUUUACUGGAAGGUGGUGGAUGAUUCAGACCGAUCUCGUAAUCCUUCCUAUCCAUACAAUGGCUUGCUGAGCAGCAAAAGACUCUCAAAUAAUUGGUUUGAUAUUUGUGAUGUACAUCUUUCUGUCUUAUUUUUGAAAAGCAGCUAA
This is a messenger RNA of Polypterus senegalus (gray bichir), 1881 nucleotides long. RefSeq names its product matrix metalloproteinase-21-like. Gene Ontology annotation, cellular component: extracellular matrix. The record is from RefSeq and is a predicted model, not a curated record. The coding region runs from base 1 to 1881 and encodes 626 amino acids. NCBI's taxonomy places the organism in Eukaryota, Metazoa, Chordata, Cladistia, Polypteriformes, Polypteridae. Gene Ontology annotation, biological process: collagen catabolic process; extracellular matrix organization; proteolysis. The transcript has 8 exons. Gene Ontology annotation, molecular function: zinc ion binding; metalloendopeptidase activity.